CUUAGUUUACUUCUGUCCUCGCGCCGCGACUAGGGAAAGGUCAAUAUGCUACCUUUGAAGACGAUAUUACUGUUGACAGUUGCAGGCUCACUGAACUUAUCGACAGCCGCACCGGACAGCGCUGGGAUCGUGGAAAUGGUGAACGGAUUGGCGUAUGGUGGUAUUCCUUACGGAAGCGUGACCGGCAUGGUGGCGAAGUACGCGGGAUACGCGGGCCAGCAGAUCAAUAGCCCGCAGCCGGCGGCGCAAUCGAGCGUAUUGAACGGCGCGCGACCGGUAGUCGUCGCGGCGAACUACGGAAUCGCUCCGACGCUCGGCGCGCAAGCACAGUCGCUGCGGAUUUACAACAUCCAGGGAGUCCUAGCGCCCGCCGUCGCACGGUCGCUGAAUUACCUAGGAAAAUAACCGCGCGCACACGGAGCCGUCAUUAAUUAUCGAAUAGACAACGAUGCCCGUGCCGACUCUAUGAAACAGCGUUUUUGUAACUGUUCAAGAACACAUCGCGAAUCUGCGUCUCAUACCAUAAUCCACGUCUCGGUUACUAAAUUAUUAGUAACAGGAUCGUUCGAUCAUUAAUCAACGCUGAUCAAGAUAAGCAGUGGAUCGUCGCCGUUUCUCCGUGCACUUGAAAUGUUUCUUGCACAAUUGAACAAUUAAUGAUAUUCAUUCGAUCGAUCGAUUAACGCUGAUCUCAGAGUCACACUUCGCACAUUUAUUAUUACAGUACAAAUGGCUGUCUGACUUCGAUAUCGCCGGUGGCGUUGUCGAUCUCUCAUUAAUGUAUUCCUGAUGUUAAUAAAGAUAAUGAAUAGAUAGAAAAA
This is a messenger RNA of Megalopta genalis, 821 nucleotides long. RefSeq lists its product as uncharacterized. Lineage: Eukaryota; Metazoa; Arthropoda; Insecta; Hymenoptera; Halictidae. The record is from RefSeq and is a predicted model, not a curated record.